AUGAAUCUGCCUCCUGGUUAUGAGCAGCAGGGGGAGAAAGGAAAGCGAAUGAGAAAUGGCUGCUCAUACACUGCCAUACUCGUGUAUAUGGAUGACAUAAUAAUUGACGGCAGUGACAUUGUUUAUACAAAUCAUCUUAAGCAGGUCCUUGAUGCACAAUUCAAACUCAAAGAUUUGGGGACUUCAAAAUUCUUCCUUGGACUUGAGAUUGCUAGAAGCUCAUAUGGAAUAUCCAUUUGUCAACGGAAGUAUGCAUUGGAAGUCUUAGAAGAUGCAGGAUACCUCGGUUCGAAACCAACAAGAUGCCCAAUGAUGCAAAACUUGAAGUUGAGUCAGUUUGAAGGGGAAUCGAUUGAAGAUCCUGCUGUUUAUAGAAGAUUGAUAGGACGACUGUUAUAUCUCACCAUAACAAGAUCGGAUUUGAAUUAUUCUGUGCAAGUAUUGAGCCAAUUUCUAGAUUCACCUAAACAGCCACACUUAGAAGCUGCUUAUCCUGUAUUGAGAUAUUUAAAAGCCACACCGGGACAGUGGCUGUUCUUCCCAUCAAAGUCUGAACUCUAUUUAAAGGCAUUCUGUGAUGCAGAUUGGGCAGCCUGCUCGGAUACACGUAGGUCUGUCAUAGGCUUCUGUGUCUUUCUUGGUGAAUUGCUCAUCUCAUGGAGAUCAAAGAAGCAACGCAUAGUUUCAAGAUCUCCAGCUGAAGCAGAGUAUCGCUCCAUGGCAUCUACCUGCUAUGAAAUUACAUGA
Messenger RNA from Phoenix dactylifera (date palm), 747 nucleotides. Lineage: Eukaryota; Viridiplantae; Streptophyta; Magnoliopsida; Arecales; Arecaceae. The record is from RefSeq and is a predicted model, not a curated record.